UGCCAAGACAUCACGAACAGUUUACAAAUAUGUCGACUUAAUAAUCUGAAGUGAACCAAAUGGCUAACGUGGUUGAUAUAUUAUUUCCCUCGUUUAAUUCACGCGUUUUCUGUGUUUUACUGUUCAUUUCGUGGGCUCACACUCAAAACAUUGUCGUUUUCCAGCCGUCGUAUCUGACCACGACUGGACCGACGGUCACUGCGCUUUUGCUCGGAAACACGUCGGACAUCUCUCUGAAUCUGAGGACGGUAUCUCCUAACAAUAAAACAGGAAGCAUUGGUUCUCCAUCCUGUGUAGCUGAGGUAACACAGUGGGUGCUCACAAGGGAGCAGGUGGGAAAGACUGCAGUUCGAGUUCAUCUGAGACUGGAUAAAAAUCUGCGUUUGUGUGGCGAGAAUGAGACAGACACAGAUUGCUGUUCGAAGCCACUGUGUGUCCUGGAGACCCUCCAGGUGUCUGCCUGUGUGGGCAACACACCUCAGGCAUCAAUGCUGAUCCAGGCCAAGAUACAUGCCCUCUUGGUGCCUGCUAAUGCUGGAUCUGAUAAUAAGACAGUCAUUCCAAACCAAGUGUACCAAACACUGGGCUCUUGUCCCUGUGACCUCACUUUUAGAGCAUGUGAUGUACGCUGCUGCUGUGACAAGGACUGUUCUGUUGAAGAGUUGAAGCUGUUUGUGUCCCACUGUCUCCCGGGGCCUUUUGGUGGACAGGUCUCUCCAGCACCAGAUUAUCAGUGCUCUGUGCAGUCCUCUGAAAACUCCCCAGAUUGGUUUCCAUUUUUAUGUGUCAAUUCUCCAGCUGAAAACAACCCUUACCUUGGGCUCUUUUAUCAGGGAGACACAAUUGCAUCUAAGCCUGGCCCAUCCUUCCAAAGGCCCGAUAUGUCAGCUCCAGUGCCAGUUAAUGUUUAUGUUCAAGGAAGUCCCAUUUUCACAUCAAAAGACCAGUACUUCACUAUUCCCCAGAAGGUGCUCGGGCGGUGUGUAAACAGUGCCCCUGUAGCAUUUUUGAACAAUUUCAACGUCAAGUGUGUAACUCUGCUACACUCUUGUCCAACUGGACCCCCCCUACAGACACUACCAACAGAUUUGAGGAUUAAAGUGAAGAAUGGGCAAGGGGGGGAUGUUACAGUGGAUGUGAUUGAUGAAGUGGCCACUGACCUCGGUCAGUUUAUUUCAAGCACAGAUGCUGUUGCCUCUUCAGAUGAGCAGCUGGUAUGUGGGAAUGUGACCUUAGCACUGGAUUACAAAUUCUACUGGAAAGGAAAUGGCAUCACAAGUAUCACACUGACACAAACUGUUGGGACCAUCGCCUUCAAUAGUAGUGUGGCGUUAACUACAAGGUAUUCAGUCGAGUUUCUAAAUGGAGAAUUCGUGAGUGAGCCCAACUCAGGGAACCCAGGUUAUCAGGUGGGAAGGCCAGUUAUUGGUGGAAUUGUGGACACUUUGGGCAAUAACACAGGAACAAUACAGAGGACGUCAAUCAAUUUUUGGAAACCAGUGAGUAAUGGACUCUGUUCCACUGCUGAGAAGACACAAAUUCUGUUUGGGGAGAAUUCAACAUCAGGAUGUCUGCUACCGGUCAGCCAACAGAAUAUGACUCAGUGUAAUCUCCUGAGAGAGACUGUUGCUUCUCUCCAGGCAGCUUUGAUUACAGCUACAUAUGUGGCAAAGAGUGGAAACCCAGAUCCUCUAACUAUGACAGACUGGGUGAACAUCAGCUCAUAUAUAUAUAUUCCAGUUGUGACACAGAACUCAAGCACCGCUAUGGAAGACACCACAAGUUCAUGCUAUGGGAUUCAAUCCCAUCAGCAUAUCCAUGUUUGGAGUCUUAUCACUGGCAUGGUAGAUGGCAUACCUCAAAGGGAUAUCCGUGCUUUGCAAGUCAGCUACAGCCUGUCCUCCUGGGCACUGGAUUGUGGAGGAGGUGAUAUCUCUCGCUGUGUGGACCCAUUGGAGACUCAGUUGUUUCCCAUCACCUCCUCGGUCACCUUUACGGACAUUCCUAUCAACACAGGACUACCAAAGACCAGGUUUCAGAUCAACUUCACAGAGUAUGAUUGUGACAGGAAUGAUGUGUGUUGGCCUGAGCUCGCCUUCCCCAUCACCAAGUAUUACACAGGUGAGCCAUACUCUCAGUCACUGGCUAAAGGCCUUAUCUUGGUUUUCUUCUUCAUCACUGCCUCGAUUCUUGGGACUCCAUGGAGACAAAUCCGACAGGCAUGGAACUAAAAAGUCUCUAAAACCCUGAGAAAAGUCUGAGAACAAUGUCGAGGCAGACAAAGAGAUCGAUGGAUAAAGGGAGAGGAAGAAGUUAAACAAAUAUAUUGUUUAUAAUAUAGCUUUAACAUGUUUGUAAUAUGUGUGUGAGAAUGUAAAUAGUUGUAUUGGUGCACCAUUUUGCAAUAAAAAUAUUUUUUCUAUGA
Messenger RNA from Dicentrarchus labrax (European seabass), 2425 nucleotides. RefSeq names its product tectonic family member 2 (gene tctn2). Gene Ontology annotation, cellular component: MKS complex. The record is from RefSeq and is a predicted model, not a curated record. The transcript has 18 exons. Gene Ontology annotation, biological process: protein localization to ciliary transition zone; cilium assembly; smoothened signaling pathway. NCBI's taxonomy places the organism in Eukaryota, Metazoa, Chordata, Actinopteri, Moronidae. Bases 60 to 2231 code for a protein of 723 amino acids.